This is a messenger RNA of Ziziphus jujuba (common jujube), 2358 nucleotides long. RefSeq lists its product as uncharacterized. Gene Ontology annotation, biological process: cytoplasmic stress granule assembly. The record is from RefSeq and is a predicted model, not a curated record. The coding region runs from base 325 to 1491 and encodes 388 amino acids. Gene Ontology annotation, cellular component: cytoplasmic stress granule. The transcript is spliced from 11 exons. NCBI's taxonomy places the organism in Eukaryota, Viridiplantae, Streptophyta, Magnoliopsida, Rosales, Rhamnaceae. Gene Ontology annotation, molecular function: RNA binding.
UUCUCGUUUCCAUCUUUCUAUACAAAUUCAUGGCCGUUUGAUGGAGAAAAUUUUGUUGAUUCCAUAAGUUUUUAUGUUGUAACCGAUUGGUAUGUCGUUUGUAAGGUAUGGUCAAGGCGUAAUCAAUUCUCUUUCUAUCUGAUUAUGCCUGAGCCUUUUGUGUUUUUUUCCUGGGUUUCUGUCUCUUUCAUCAAUAACAACCAAGGCUGAGGAAAACCGCUAGCAACCUUGCUGGGAGAGUUGGAACUAAUAUCCAGCUGUCUCCCACGAAGCUUUUGUCGCCGGAGUUCAAUACAAAAUGGGAACAGCUUUGAUCAUGUUUUCAUGCUUGUACAUCCUUGGAAGGAGCAUGAAGUUAGAAAAGCAUCAUCGAAUGACGUUGGAAAUUCAGUGGAAGUUGAACAUGGGAAAAAAGAUAGGACAAACUUAGAAAAGAUUAAAGAAGCCUCUGAGGCCGCAAAUAAUAGGAGACAGUUUGGGCAUGAUGGGUCAAAGGGGGAGCAGAUUGGAUUCAGAGAGAAAGUAGGCUUACAGAAGGAAGAAAGGGAAGAAAGUGCUGAUAAAGGUCAAGGCUCAAGUUCAAGCUUGGAUACGUGCAUUACCCAAAUAAAAUCUAUAAAGGAAAGGCCUAUGAAAAUGGCAUCCAAGUUGUUGAUUUCUGAAGUAUCUUCUUUUCAUGCUCCUGUAUCUGUAAAAAUGAGCAACCAGUGUUCUGAAAGGCCCACUUCAGCAGAUACUCCUCCCCUUGCUGUCUCCUCAGGUGUCUCAACCUCACUGAAUCCUGCUCUGGAUGUGACCUCAGAAUCUUGUAAUAGUUUGGUUGUAACAUCAACUGAUACAGUUUCUUCUCAUGGUUCAGAUUCAUAUAAAACUGCUAAAGAAUUCAAGCUCAACCCAGGAGCAAAAAUAUUCUCUCCAUCAUUUACAAACACUAUAUCAGCAACUCCUGCUGUGCCUUCAGUUGCAAGUAUGGGAUACAUACCAAGUACGUCUCCUGCAGUACCUGUUGCUGCUGGUCAGCCAGAAGUUGGAAUGGGUCCUUUUGCAUCACAUUCGUCUUUACCUGUUAAAGUUGUCCCAUAUGGUAAUUUCACAACUGGGAAUGGUGGCACCGGUUCACAGUUUUCACAACCUAUUGUUGGACAUGUGGGAAGCAGGACACAGCCCCUUAGAUAUGCAGGACAGCAUCCGCUUCAGGCUGGACCUGCCUAUGUGCAUCCAAGUUCUCAAGCUGUUAUGGUUGGUGGACGUCUAGGGCAGCUUGUCUAUUUGCAUCCUGUUUCUCAAGAGUUGGUACAGGGUGUCACGGGUAUUUCACCUCUAUCUGCGCGUCCUGUUAUGCCUCCACAGCAGGUCCCUUUUCCAAAGCACCAGGGAAUUGCAGCUGGCCAAGCCAUGCAGCUAUAUGUACCUCCACCAUUGGUUGGCUGGUGGACAGCAACCUUUUGCAAUGCCAUAUCACAUCCCGAUUUUGCAACCUCCCUUCCCUAAUAGUCGCCCCACUCAAGUUCCAGGAUCUAAUAAUACUUACGGCUCUAAGUUUUCGUAAAUAUUAUAUCUCCAUCAGAGUAUAUCAGGCUUUUUUUGUGCCUAUUCUCAUUAUAGUUCCCCCAUAAUUUUGGCCUUUUUUCCUUUGUGGGUUGGGAAGAGUCUGUUAUAGAUGUUUUCAUUUAAAGUGUCAUCUACCAUGCAAAGAAAUAGGGUGGGAACUUUUUGUAGUGGUGGUGAGUUUUGUAAGACCUGAUUAAGGGGUGAAACUUCAAUAUUUUUUUGAAGAAUGUUUUUUAGGGUAACAUUUUUUUAUUUUUUUAUUUUUUUAUUUUUUAUUUUUUAUUUAUUUUUUUGUUUUUGGGUAAGAGAAAGAGGGUUACAUGGCUUUUCCAGAAUUCAAAAUUUUGUCCCCCCCUAAAAAAAAAAGGUGAGGAUGUACAAGUAGUGGAACAUAUGGAAAAAGGGACUUCUUGAUUCUUUUGAUUUGAUAAUAUGAUAAUUCAUAUCUUCUAUUGUGAUUCUAAUGGAUGUUCUAGUUUUGCAUGUUGUGGAAAAUCUGGGCCCACUGUGGAUGUUUCAAAUGCAGGUUUGGUUGGAGUUAUCGCUUUCUCUCCCUACACACAUAAAGGUUCUUCGGCUGGGUUGUUGACCGAUGACCCUGUUAAAAGCUCUCUACUGGGACGUGUUUGCUGGUUUAUUUUCAGUUUUGCUAGUAAACUCUUGUUUGGUUUUUUGCCAAGCUUGUUUACAGAAGAAAAGUUGAUACCAAACAUGAGAAAUAAAUUUACAUGUCAAACAUGUAAUUUAUUAGGAAUUCUUUUUUUUUUUUUUUUUUUUUUUUUUUUUUUUUUGGAACAGAAUUUUGGU